AUGGAAUUCUAUGGAAAGAGAACCCCCUGGAGUAUCAUUGAUGAAGAAGAAAGGAGCCUACAAUCUCCCACCCGACUCUCCUUCAAAACCAAUCAACAAGUCUUUGAAUGUGACCCCCAACUGAGCCCCACAAGGCUCUCUUCAGAGUCCAUAAUCUCUCUUUUGCCUUCAUUCCCAAGCUCUCCAUGGACACUCUCCCCUCUCCACCCACCACCCACUCCUUCUCUCCUCUACCAAUGCCUCACCUCCCUCCACCGCCACGAUGGAAACAUCUUCUCCAUUGCAAUCUCCAAAGGCCUUGUCUUCACAGGCUCCGAAAGCAACUGCGUCCGCAUCUGGAAGCAAUCAGAGUGCAUCGAGCGUGAUCGCAUUAAAACGAAUUCAAGCCACAUCCGGGCUAUCUUAGCCUACAAUAACACUAUCUUCACUGCCCACAAGGAUCGCCGUAUCCGCGUAUGGACUAUUUCUAUCUCCCCCAAUCACUUCCGAUCCAAGAAAAUCGCCACUCUACCUAGAAGCAAGUCUUUCCUAUCAUUUCCAAGGGUGCAAUCCCAACAACACAAGAACAUCAUCUCAUGCCUUGCCUACUACCAUGCGGAAGGAAUACUCUACACUGGUUCUUGGGACAAAACAGUCAAAACGUGGAGCUUGUCUAACAAGAAAUGCGUAGACUCCUUCGUGGCACACGACGACUGCGUUAACGCCAUCGUCGUUAAUCAAAUUGACGGUUGCAUGUUCACCUCCUCCUCAGAUGGAUCAAUCAAGAUAUGGAGGAGAGUGUAUGGAGAGAGUUCACACACACUUACAAUGACACUAGGGUUCCAAACUUCUCCUGUCAAUGCCUUAGCCAUGAGCAAUUCACAAAAUUCCAGCUUUCUCUACUCAGGUUCCUCAGACGGGCUCGUUAAUUACUGGGAAAAGGAGGCUAUGUCAGGCCGAUAUAAACACAGAGGAUUUCUUCAAGGCCACCGCUUCGCGGUUCUGUGCCUAGUGUCCAUUGAGAGAUUGGUGUUCAGCGGUUCGGAGGACACAACGAUACGAGUCUGGAGAAGAGAGGAAGGGAGCGGAUUCCACACAUGCCUUACUGUCAUUGAAGGCCACCGUGGGCCUGUGAAAUGCAUGGCAGCUUGCAUUGAGAUGGAGAAGAUGGUGAUGGGGUUCUUGGUGUAUAGUGCGAGCUUGGAUAGAACAGUCAAGGUGUGGCGGAUCAAGGUCUUUGUAGGUGAGAAAAGGGUAGUUGUAGGGGAAGGUGAGAAGAAGAUGGAACAUGAGAUUAGUCCUGUGCUGUCACCUUCAUGGGUAAAGAAGAAGCUACAAGGAUUUCACUAAGAGCAGGAAAUAAAACCAUUAGGGCCUGUGUUUUAGCUCUUACACUAAUGAAUUUUAGUUUGAGAUUUGAUUACUAGUACGUUUGGAUGCAUAAAUGAAUUGAAUUCCUAAUACUCCUUUAGUCAAGAUGGAAAACUUAAA
Messenger RNA from Magnolia sinica, 1470 nucleotides. RefSeq names its product protein JINGUBANG-like. The transcript has a single exon. Gene Ontology annotation, molecular function: protein binding. Bases 1 to 1329 code for a protein of 442 amino acids. The record is from RefSeq and is a predicted model, not a curated record. Lineage: Eukaryota; Viridiplantae; Streptophyta; Magnoliopsida; Magnoliales; Magnoliaceae.